Molecule: messenger RNA, 2129 nt
Organism: Octopus bimaculoides (California two-spot octopus)
Lineage: Eukaryota; Metazoa; Mollusca; Cephalopoda; Octopoda; Octopodidae
Product: beta-galactosidase-1-like protein 2
Biological process (GO): carbohydrate metabolic process
Molecular function (GO): beta-galactosidase activity
Source: RefSeq, a predicted model, not a curated record
CACACGCAUUCACAUAUACAGAGAAAAUGCGAAUGAGAAAAAGAGAUUGUUAGUAAAUAAAACCACCCCUAUCGUUCACAAAACAACACAUAAAGCAGCUCACUUUUUAUAUUUAACACCAAGUUACAACAAUAAAAAUAUCUAAGGUCAUAUAUAUAAGUUGACCGUCUAGAAUGAUAGUGCAAUUGCGCAGAUUUCGUUCAUUGAGAAUGUUGAAGUCUUUUUUUCUUGAGUCGCGUGUCGGCCAAUGUCUUGUAAUUUUUGGAUUUGCAUUUUUGUUGUACCUGUACUGGGCCUCUAAGUUCAAGUCACUUGAUAACAGAAAUAUCCAAGGAGAAGCCUUUUCUGCUCCACCGACUCAAUCUUUGACAUUUGAAAAGCAGCAGUUCUAUUUGAAAGGAAAGAAGAUUCGCAUUUUAGCUGGAUCUGUCCAUUACUUUAGGAUUGUUCCACAAUAUUGGAUGUCUGUUUUGAAGAAACUAAAAGCAUGUGGCCUGAAUACAGUAGUUACAUAUGUCCCUUGGAAUCUGCACGAACCUUCUCCAAACCACUAUGUAUUUUACGGAAUAUUAGACUUAAUGAAAUUCCUUAUAUUUGCUCACAGUUUAGAUUUGUAUGUCAUUCUGAGACCAGGACCCUAUAUCUGCUCUGAAUGGGAUUUUGGAGGACUCCCCAGCUGGCUCCUACGUACCCAUGCAUCUCUCCGUUCUAAUUCGGCACCUUACAUGUUUGCAGUUGAGAGAUAUUUUGCUAAUCUGCUGCCACAAGUUGUUGAUUUUCAGUAUUUCUAUGGUGGACCCAUCAUAGCUUUUCAACUAGAGAAUGAAUUUGGUUCCUUCAGUAAUGAGGUGCAACACCUGGAAAACCUACGAGAGCUUUUUACCAAGAACGGUGUCCAUGAAUUAUUGCUAAUCUCAGAUGGAUUGUCAGGAAUCAUAAGAGCUACCAUUCCUGGCGUUCUAUUGACUGCAAAUUUUGGUGGCUACCAGAGAGGAAAAGACAUAUUCAAAGUCAUUACAGACAUAAAUCCUGAAAAUCCAUUAAUGGUUAUGGAAUUUUGGACUGGUUGGUUUGAUCAUUGGGGCAACCAAUAUCGAGAAGUAAAAUCUCUGGGAACAUUCAAGAAAACCUUCCAGUUUAUUCUAAAUCAAAAUGCAUCAUUCAACUUCUAUAUGUUUAUGGGUGGAACAAAUUUUGGAUUCAUGGCUGGAGCAAACGGUCAGAGAGACAAAUAUGCACCAGAUGUCACUAGUUAUGAUUAUGGUGCGUUGCUAUCUGAAUCUGGAGACAUUACAGAGAAAUAUCUGGUUGCACAGAAAAUGAUAUAUGAGCAGAUACUUAGACCUGAAGGAAUUAUCAGCCCUCCUCAAAUAUUAGCCGACAAUCCAAAGGCAAAAUAUGGUGUAUUAACUGUUUCAAGCUACCUGUCUUUCAAAGAUAUGCUGGACAUUGUCACUGAACUACAACUGUCUUCAUUCGAUACCAAGAUGGAGUUCAUGGAAUUGUUGAACAUAAACUUCAAUGCAGGACAGAGUUAUGGCUAUAUUCUGUAUGAAAAAUCAUUGCCGAAAGUGAAGACCUUAAAGAUUGGUGGUUCAGUUGCUGAUCGAGCACAUAUCUUACUGAACCAUCAAGUGAUGUUCACAGUCAACUGGACCGUAUCUAACCCUCAGUUUUCCCUUCCUGAUAAUGACGGAAUCAAACUGGGUAUAUUGGUGGAAAACCUCGGUCGAGUGAACUAUUUGAUGUUCGAUGAUAGACAUUCUUUCUCAAAUCAGUUUAAAGGUUUAGAUGGUGAAGUGUAUUUAGAUGGAAAACUUGAAGAAUAUUGGAAUAUCUACCCAGUGGACUUUUCCAGCGAAUUUCUUGACAAAAUUGCAGAAUCGGACAACUGGAAGGAUGUAAUUCCUGAAGUACACUCACCAGCGAUGUACAAAAUUACUUUCACUUUAUCUUCCCAUCCAGCUGAUACAUUCCUUGACCUUGAUGGUUGGGUGAAAGGAAUUGUUAUAGUGAAUGGCUUUAAUCUUGGCCGUUACUGGAACAUUGGACCACAGAAGACUUUGUAUCUACCAGCACCACUUUUAGAGAUUGGCCUCAAUGUUGUAAGUUGAAAUUCUGAGAUUCCA